Molecule: messenger RNA, 708 nt
Organism: Eimeria acervulina
Lineage: Eukaryota; Apicomplexa; Conoidasida; Eucoccidiorida; Eimeriidae
Product: Cation-transporting ATPase, related, related
Exons: 9
Coding region: 1-708 (235 amino acids)
Source: RefSeq, a predicted model, not a curated record
AUGUACGCCCAAGAAGAAGCCUUCAAGAAAAGCGCGGACUUCGCGCUUUCUACAAGCACUGUACUCAGUGGAGUAUGCCUUGCAUCAGGGGUUUUACUUUCAAACACUGUUUGCGGCCCCGAGCUGUCUGAGUGGAAUAUUGUCAAUGGUGUCCUCUGCGGAGCGUUAGCGGCUUCCAUUCACUUCGCUGUGAAGUCGUGCCCGAGGGUUCUUCAGAAUGCGUUUCGCCUCUCCAAAAGACAAAUAUCUCCAAGCGAGCUGAUGAGUGAUGGAAUGCUUGUUGCAGCAGUAUCUGUUGGCAUCGUUGCGAUACCCGCGAUCCUGGUCCUUUGGUCAAUCAGUGGACUCUUUAACAUGACCAUCGGCACCUGCGCCGAGUCAGCUCCCCUGUUCUACUGUGUAACUCUAGCAGCAAUGCUGGCUCAGAUUGCCGCAAUCGUGAAUGCAGCUAGAAUCAAUAUGGAGGCAGCUGGAUACAAUGUCCGCAACAUUGAAUGCGCAGUUCAUGAAUGCGCCUCGAAGUCCAAGGAAGUGGCCAUGCACUUCGGCCGCAAUGCCCAUGAGAUGGCCAUUCACGCUUCGGAUCGGGCGAUACCCCUUCUUCAUGCCACAAUGGAGAAAGGAAAACACAUGUUCGAGACGAGACCAAAAUACAUGACAGUGGAGUACUGGACUGGGCCGGAGGGUCGCUCUCUGCUUCGUUAUUGA